This is a messenger RNA of Fibroporia radiculosa, 1026 nucleotides long. RefSeq lists its product as uncharacterized. Bases 1 to 1026 code for a protein of 341 amino acids. The transcript is spliced from 11 exons. Gene Ontology annotation, biological process: alternative respiration. Gene Ontology annotation, cellular component: mitochondrion. Gene Ontology annotation, molecular function: alternative oxidase activity. Lineage: Eukaryota; Fungi; Basidiomycota; Agaricomycetes; Polyporales; Fibroporiaceae. The record is from RefSeq and is a predicted model, not a curated record.
AUGUCUGGCAUGCCCCGCAUGAACACUCUAACUACCAAGCCUGCUGACCAGAAGGCUACAGUGGGUGUAGAGGGCCUACACAAACGGGAUAAGCUACCAACACAAGAACUUGUUAAGGAGGACGCCGUAAGCACGGUGCCCUCGUCAACUUUCAAAGGAGAUUGGGUCCUCUUCCAUCCGGUCUACACACAAGAAGAGUUGAAGUCGGUGGACGUCCUUCAUCGCGAAGCGAAAUCGGUGUCGGACAAGAUCGCAUGGACAUUUGUCCGCCUCCUAAGAUGGGGCUUUGAUCUAGCCUCCGGGUACCGCCACAAACCUCUUCCGCCGAAUUACAAGAACAUGUCGCUCGAAGCAUUACGCAAGGGCGGUUACAUUAUGAACGAGAAGCAGUGGCUCAGGCGCAUUUUAUUCCUCGAAAGUAUAGCAGGCGUGCCUGGAAUGGUGGCUGCGACUCUUCGUCACCUGAAAAGUCUUCGUGUCAUGAAGCGAGACUCUGGGUGGAUUCACACCCUUCUGGAAGAAGCUGAGAAUGAGCGCAUGCACCUGAUGACAUUUAUGGUUCUGCGGAAGCCAGGGAUUAUAUUUCGCGCCAUGGUGAUAGGAGCACAGGGUGUCUUCUAUAACGCGUUUUUCUUUUGUUAUUUGUUGUCUCCGCGAACAUGCCAUCGUUUUGUAGGACAUCUCGAAGAGGAGGCUGUUCUCACCUACUCAAGAUGUAUCGACGAGGUUGAAGCUGGCCGUUUACCGAAUUGGUCCGAACUUCCUGCUCCCGAAAUCGCCAAGGAUUACUGGCGACUUGAAUCAAAUGCUAAACUCUUGGACGUCCUUUACGCUGUGAGAAGUGACGAGAGCACGCACCGUUUUGUGAAUCACAGUUUGGCGAAUUUGAAGAAGCAUGAUAUCAACCCGUUUGCCUUACGGGAGCCCGACAUGACUGUUAAAGGCAAGAAAGUAGCAUUUGAGCGCGAUGAAGCGGAGCAGUUCGUCAAGGAAUCACACCAGAUUCUGGACCAAAAGCGGCAAUGA